Eufriesea mexicana is the source of this 3055-nucleotide messenger RNA. RefSeq names its product PDZ domain containing 8 (gene Pdzd8). Gene Ontology annotation, cellular component: mitochondria-associated endoplasmic reticulum membrane contact site. Gene Ontology annotation, molecular function: lipid binding; protein binding. The transcript is spliced from 9 exons. Lineage: Eukaryota; Metazoa; Arthropoda; Insecta; Hymenoptera; Apidae. The record is from RefSeq and is a predicted model, not a curated record. The coding region runs from base 1 to 2937 and encodes 978 amino acids. Gene Ontology annotation, biological process: mitochondrial calcium ion homeostasis.
AUGGACAUUUUUGAAUUUAUUUGCAUAUCUGUGAUUACAUUUGUGUGUGGUAUAAUAUGUACACUUGUACUGGAGUUUUACUUGUUCAAAAAAUACUUGGAAGAAGCACCACUAGCAAGUCCACUAAAAAAAUCAAUCUAUUAUGGAAAGGCUCAAUUACCUAAGGAAUUACUUGAAAAAAUUCAAGAUGAAAAGACAAAUUCUACAAGUAUAUCACGUCAAAGUAUGUGCCAGGGCAAUGAGAACUUGGCAAUAAAUUUAACAUUGCAAUUUUUGUUCAAUGAACUUAGAAAUGCUGAGAGAGUACGUCUCUGGUUAUAUAGAAAAUUAAAUAAUGAAUUUAAAGAAUUAUUAACUCAGUCUACCACUGGUAAAUUAUUGGAUAGUGUACAGUUAAGAGACUUAAAUCUAGGGACACAGUUUCCCACAAUAAAAGGUUUAGAAGUUGCAGAUUCAAAAAUAGAUGCUGAUACAGGUUUACUAGAGACAUUAGAUUUAUCUUUAGAUUUACAUUAUUCAGGAAAUUUUCAAUUAUCUAUAGAUGUUAAAAUGCUACUGGGAAAGACUGCUUAUAUGGCUUUACAAGUGAAACGUAUCAGUGGCAGAGCUAGGUUGCAGUUUACACGUGUUCCAUAUACUCAUUGGUCCUUAAGUUUUUAUUCCGAUCCUAUACUUGAAUUGGAAGUACAAUCUCAAUUUCAAGGUCGUCAAUUACAACCACAGAUCAUCUCUUUGAUCACAGGACAAAUUCGAAGAGCUGUGCGUAGGAAGCAUACACUACCUCGCUAUAAAAUGCGUUACAAACCAUUCUUCCGCAGACUGAAUGACGAAGCCGUAGAUUUAUCUGAAGUUGCCAACAUGCAAUUAAUACCAGGUUACUUAGAAAUAUCAUUGGUGGAAGUAACUAGAUUAAAUCUUGGACCUAAUAUACUUAAUGCAGAGGAUAGAUCACAAGUUGAAGUAUAUUGUACAAUAUGCAUAGACUCAACACCCUGGGUAUAUCUGACUCAAUAUACUGGAGUUCCUUAUAUGGUGUUGGACUUAAUUAUUAGUAAAGUUGGUUCUCAGCAACUUGGUGUAGUAUUUAAGCAAGAAUUUGUGCCAGAAAUAGGUCACGUUUGUGUACUAGUCGAAACUAUAAUAGUUGGAAGUCCAGCUGCUAUUGCUGAGAUGAAAAAGGGAGAUAUUUUAAUUGCAGUGGAUGGCAAAAAAGUAUCUAACAUGAAUCAAGUAGCUAAAUUUGUAAAAAGUGCAGUACAAAGGCGUUUUAUCAUAAGGGUUGAAAGAAAGUAUUCCAAAAUAGAUUUGGAUAAACAAGCUACUAUGAAAUUGGAUAGUGAAAGAAUAUCAGCAGAGAGAGGAGUAGAUAGAAAAACAUUAAAAACUGAUUCUGGAUUAAAUAAGGGAGAUACUCCCAAUACUGAAGAUAGCAAAAUCAAAUUUGAAAGUCAAAUUAAAUUUUCAGAUUUGAAAGAUUGUGAAAAUGAAAUUUCUGAUAAAUUGGAAAUGACUAGUAAACUUUUUAGAAGAAGGAAAAGCAGUGCACAUACCGAUGAUACUGCUCAAACGCCAGACACUACGCCUUCCAGAAAAAUUUCAACUACUUCAAAUCAAUCAAUAAUAUCGAGUAAUUCUCAAUUUUACCUUAACGACGAUAACUAUGUGACGAAUAUAUCAGAUUUGUAUUACACUACAAAAGAAAAAGAAUAUGCCUCGUUAAUUACUUUUGAGGAAACUAGGACUUUUCAAGUUGACUCGGAACUUCAAUAUUUAAAUAUAGGAGUUUGGGGUCGUGUAAGAGGUGAAAUUCAUACAAAAUUGUUAGGAUAUAUCAAUGUCCCCAUGAAAUUAAUUUUAGCACAAUGUUAUACGUCCACAACUGGUCAUUAUCUUAAAUGCCAUGCUUUAUUACCACCAGAUAGUGCUUCUUUGGCAACAGUUCAUCCAAAACUACAAGACUAUUCGGGAUUUGAUCCAACGCUUUGUUACGGUGAUAUUUUAUUAUCUUAUGUAUGGGAGUCCAAUUAUCCAAAUCGUCAUAUGACUGAUGAUUUAGGAAAAAAGGAAAAUACAGAAACUGUCAAAAUACAACCAUCUUUGAGUGAGGAAAUUGCUGAGAAAAAGAUGCACAGCUUUAUUAGAACUCAUUUUCAUAGAGCAACACAUUGUGAUUUUUGUACAAAGAAGAUUUGGCUAAAGGAUGCAGUGCAGUGCAGAGAUUGUGGUAUGGUGUGUCAUAAAAAAUGUGAAGUCCGUUGUCAAGCAUCGGGAACAUGUGGUGCCGAAAAUAUAGCAACAAUGGCAUUAGAAGCGUUUGAAAUAGAGCCUACUUCUCUCAUUGGAGAAUCGGGUCCAGAGAUUUCCUUAACCAGUUGUGAAGAUAAUGUACAGGGUGCAACUAUGAUGGCCAUGAAGGCUAGUAUAGCUAAUACUCUGUUGGGCCUGAAGAAGGCUGGAAGUACCAGUUGCUUGGCCCCACCGGCUUCCGGUACCGGUCUGGCAUCUAGAAGUCUUCCCCCAAGUCCCUGUGCAUCCCGCAAGAAUUCAUUGGUUGGAGGCUUGGGAAUAAGCUCUGAUCUCUUGGAGGGUGCUGAACCUAGCGUAGCAGCUCCUCUAGUAGCUGGGGAUUUGGACGAUGGUCUUAUGUCUAGGGCUAAAGAUACCGGCAAGUUUCUAUACAAACAUUUGGAACUACAAGAACGCGUUGAAAAAAUUAAUACUAUGAUGGGGAAGCUGAAAACUGCACUUGACGCGGAAACUACCUCAAGAUUAGAAUUAUCGCAAAGCGGAGAAAUUGACAGUAUUAAAUUGAUUGCACAAAGUGAUUUACGGGUGCAAGCACUGAGUGUCUUACUUUUGCAUUACUGCGCCGGGUUACAACAUGCGCAAGAAGCAUUAGACCGAUCUCAAUGUAAUAAGGAGUCUUCGCAGACUUAAUUUUUACAAGAAGACUCUGAUAGACAACCACCGAUAUGCAUUUCAGUCCCCCAUACGUUCUAUUUCACUUCAGGUCUAAAUUAACGGUCAUCGAUAAAUUUGAUAGAUUAUAAUUCUG